Messenger RNA from Larimichthys crocea (large yellow croaker), 1509 nucleotides. It is a transcript of the gene tmem147, whose product is annotated as transmembrane protein 147. The transcript has 8 exons. Bases 144 to 821 code for a protein of 225 amino acids. The record is from RefSeq and is a predicted model, not a curated record. Lineage: Eukaryota; Metazoa; Chordata; Actinopteri; Sciaenidae.
UAGUUGAGUUCCUACCGGUGACACUGUCGGAGGCAUUUGGAGGCUGCGCCAAAGCUCAGUUCCGCUCGUCGUCGGGUCAGACAUUAGCACGCCGGACCUCUGCAGCUCUUCAAACACGGAGCUGAAUUUUGUAACCAGACAUCAUGACGCUGUUUCACUUUGGGAACUGCUUUGCUCUGGCGUACUUCCCUUACUUCAUAACGUACAAGUGCAGCGGGCUUUCAGAGUACAAUGCCUUCUGGAGAUGUGUCCAGGCUGGAGCAACCUACCUGUUUGUUCAGCUCUGUAAGAUGCUGUUCCUAGCUACAUUUUUCCCCACAUGGGAAGGAGGAGCUGGAGUUUAUGACUUUGUCGGGGAGUUCAUGAAGGCAACAGUGGACCUGGCAGACCUGUUGGGCCUCCAUCUCGUGAUGUCUCGUAAUGCUGGUAAAGGAGAAUACAAGAUCAUGGUGGCUGCCAUGGGCUGGGCAACAGCAGAACUUGUGAUGUCCAGGUGUCUUCCUCUGUGGGUGGGAGCCAGGGGGAUUGAGUUUGACUGGAAAUACAUCCAGAUGAGCUUCGAUUCAAACAUUAGUUUGGUCCAUUAUAUUGCCAUGGCAGCGGUGGUGUGGAUGUUCACACGAUAUGACCUUCCUAAAAGCUUCAGGCUUCCUGUUACUGUGCUGCUGGCUCUCUGUGUCUACAAGGCCUUCCUAAUGGAGUUGUUUGUCCAUGUCUUCCUGCUGGGCAGUUGGACAGUGCUGUUGGUGAAAGCUGUGCUCACUGGUGCCAUCUCUCUCUGCUCAUUGUUUCUCUUCGUCACUCUGGUCCACAGCAACUAAGUAAAAGUCAGCACCCUGGCAUGAGCCUUCAACAGUCUUUCUGGUCCAGAAUGGACUGAGGUGGUCAUAAAUCAGAAGCUGUGUCCUGUUACCAUUUCAGUCUUACUAUCACACCAAAGACUACUGAAAAAUGCUUGUUGAUAUCGGGUAGUUGGACUGCUGAUGUACAAACCAGGCUAAUGUACAAACUACCAACUGGUAUGCUAACCAGUUUUUCCAGUUUGUACGGACCAUUGAUGGAAACAUGAAUUCAGGAUGAAGCUAUGUUAAAACUGCAGGAUGAGCUGUGACAUCAGGAGGCUUUCAUAUAUGAUUGGCUUACCUAAGCUGUGUUGGUUUUGUUAAAGGGUGAAUUUUAUAUUAGAACGACCACAAAUGAAUUCAGACUUUAUAAGUAACAUAAUUUUUUUUCUACGUGUUGUCCAAUGAACCAGAGUAAAUAGUAAAGUGAAUUUAUAACAAGUUAAUUAAACAAAGUUGUAGUUUCUUGAUAGUCCAUUGUGUUUCCACACAUGUAUCAAUUUAUUUAUAUGCAAGUAAAUCUUACAAGUAGUGAAAACAUAAUUGUAACAAGAUUUUUCUAAUUAUUGAAUUGUGUUAAAGAUUGUCGAAGAAAUCAUCGAGUCCAGUUGAGAUGUUUGCUGUGGUGUUGUGUGUUUAUUAAAAAGCCUGCUGGCACACUGGUGAA